Molecule: messenger RNA, 3890 nt
Organism: Schistosoma intercalatum
Lineage: Eukaryota; Metazoa; Platyhelminthes; Trematoda; Strigeidida; Schistosomatidae
Source: the annotation of a GenBank genome assembly
ACUUUCUAGGUCACCUAUUUUUUAAAAGCUUAAGCGUGAUGGGGGGAACAAUGAAGAAAAAGCACACGAAAGGUCAGGUCGUCGCGUUUCUCAGUCAAAAGCAGGCAAUGAGACGCUUGCAGCUAAACCUUCCUAAUUUUAGACGGCUAUGUAUAUUGAAAGGGAUAUAUCCAGUAGAACCCAGAAGCAGAAAAAAGGUUGGAAAGGGAAACAGUCAACCUAGGGUUUAUUACAAUGCAAAAGAUAUAGCGUUUCUGUCACAUGAACCUUUGAUAGAAACGUUUAGAAAACUUCGGAUAUUCCAUGUAAAGCUCAAGAAAGCACGAGAAAAGAAAGAUAAAGAGAAGGAGUUUCGAGUAAGAAUAAAUAAGCCAAGAUACACGCUCCAUCAAAUCGUAAAAGAAAGAUACCCUACGAGGCAGGAUGCUCUGCGGGAUAUAAGUGACAGCCUUAACUUAUUGUUUCUCUUUGAGAAGCUUCCUAAACUCACCCAAUUCCACCCUUCUUUAAUCUCUAUCAGUCGAAGACUGUGUGUGGAAUUUUUGAAUCUUGUUGUGGCAACACAAGCAGUUCGAAAGGCAUUUAUUAGCAUAAAAGGAUUUUAUGUUCAAGCUGAGAUUGAUGGAAUUCCAGUAGUCUGGAUUAUGCCCCAUGCUUCUGUUACUCACACCCCAACUGAUGUCGAUUACCGUAUACUAGCAACUUGUCUGGAAUUUGAUGCUACACUUAUUGGAUCUUUGAUGUGUCAUUUGUACCGGAUCAAUAACCUGGUGUACCCCCCAAAACUCUCUGUGCGUGUUGAACAUGAUCCGAAUGGAUACUAUUGUGGCCAAAAAGAGAGCCUUUUUGAGUUUAUGUCGUCCCUCAGCUUCCCGCUAAAACGCACAGAGCCGCCAAACGAUGUUGACGUUGAUGAUUUGACUGAGCUCCAGGCUAUUGAUGAGCAGGUUUCGCAAGCGAUAAGUAAGCAAAUAGAAGUUCAAAACGUGAAAAAGCUUUUCAAGAACAAACGGUUUUUCCUUAUGCGUGAAGUUCCACGAGAAGUAAUAUGUUUGAUUAUACGGUCUUGUGGCGGGGAGUGUUCCUGGGAUAAGAUUGUUUCUCCAGGAUAUACAUUCCAAGAAGAUGACCCUACUAUUGACUACCAAGUAGUAGAUCGUCCGAUGACAGAUAUGAAAUUGACACGUUACUAUGUCCAACCACAGUGGGUUUUCGACUGUUUAAAUGCAGGGAGACUGUUGCCAACACAAGAUUACUUACCGGGUUGUAGUCUCCCACCUCAUUUAAGUCCGUUUAUUGGAAGUUCUGGUACUGAUGAACUUUUAGACACUGCAGUUAUGUCACUUUCAAACCGUGGUGGACUUGUCGGUGUUGCUCCUGGAUUUGGGGAUGGUGCAUCUAUCUAUCGUCCACCAGAGGCAGAUUACCUUGCUGGUUUGGUGAGUCUGGCUGAAAUCCGUGGAGCUAGAGUCCAAGCCCAGUCUGAAGGCACUAUCGAGAGUCAGUCUGAAGUGGAUAAUGACCUUUUGAAUGAUUCUUCCACUAAAGAAGAAAAUGAUUUAAAAACCAAUGUACAGACAAAGGAGCGAUCCAAGCUUAAGAAAGUUUCAAAAGGUAAGGAACCCAAAGUAACACCUGGUCGAGCUGAAAGCAAAACCGUUAAGAUCUACAAAGAGAAGGAGGAAGCAAACGCUGAACGUAAGUUAAGGGAGUUAAUGUUACCAAAAAAACACAAAAAUGUAUAUAAGAAAAUGGUACAUUCUAUCAAGCGAAAAGAAAAAGAAGCACGCCAGUUAGAAGCAAAACGACGUCGAAUUGACAUGUAAGUGGUAUUAAAGUAUGUAUAUUCUUGAAUCUGAUUACCGUUUGCUUGGGUAAUUUAACCUGCAUGUGACACUUUUCUUGAACUUUCUAGAUAGACUUUUGAUAAUAUAUCACACUACCAGGUAGAAUUCUUCAAAAAGUUUUUGUGUGAAUAAAGCACACUCACUGUUAAUAUACAAUAGUCCUUCAACGGUGAUUACCUUCCUUUGCUAUUCCAAAAUCUUGAUAUAGAACAAAUGGUUUGUUUUUCGCACAAUAGUUCGACUGUUAGUCCGUUUAUGCAUUUUCUUAGACUACAAAUUGCUUAUAAUAUGAGUUGUCAAGUUUUUCUUCGUCAAAAACCGGAUUCUCCCUAGGUUUUUGAUAUCACCUCAGUUGCCAUUCAGUUUAAGUUAUAUUAGUGGAACGAUCAAUUGAAUGCUUAUCAGCACCAGUUUGUAUGUUACUGAGACAGAAGAUUCAAUCAAAGCAAGAAGUAACUAGUAAGAGAAACAUACUUUUUAAAAUUGUACCUAUAGUUCCAUAGAUUACGGUCUGAGAUGAGUUCUACCAUCAACUGAAUGAGUCCAACCAAACUUAUUCAACAUAUAUAGUUGUGACAUCUAAUGACUUAAAUGCUUAUUUUUAAGUGUUCAGAUAUGAAGGGAACUAAUAAACAUUUGUUGAUUUUAAAUUAUGUAGCGCGGACUGCCUUUACUUAUACCUACUUGAUUUCCUCUGCAACUGAAACCUAAGCUCAAAUCUUAAUACAAAAUCGGUCACUGAUGGUCCAGAUAUUUACAAAACUUCUAUUCAUUUAGAUUCACCUCAUUGGUCAUAAUGUAAUAUCUUUCAAACUCGUCUUCGGUUUCAGUUGUCAGCAGAUCAAUUGUCUCAGACAAGGGGAUUAAAUAAACUGGCUUCCACUUACCUUUUCCACUCGACAGAAAAUUUACGUGGGUAUCAUAGCUCACACACAAAUCAAGUGACUUGUUUGGUGCACAUGUAUUCGGUGCCCCUUUUUACCAAUAUUUAUUUGCCCAAAUAAAUAAGUAAAAGUAAGUUUAAUAUUAGUCAUUCCAAUAAACUGAAAGGCACAAAUAGGGAUUAGGUAUAGUUACAAAGCUCAAUGAAAACGCCAGUAGUCUCUUAAGACUUUAAACAACAAUUUGUCCAUAAAUCUAGGAUUAUUGCCGUCUCUCUACAACCUCUUGAUGCUAGUUAGUCUAUUUCAACAGUGUCUAUAAUUUUUAUGUUAAAAAUCCAACACAAUGUACAUGGGUGAUGUCAGUUUGUAAUGUACGUCUGUAAAAACAUACAGGUCGAUGGCAUGUAGUCUUUAUUAACAAUCUCUGUUGUUAUAGGAGACAGAAUCACUGAACAUCUAUAUUUAUCAUUGGGUAAGUUUUCUAAGUUGAACCGGUAUAUAUUUUUGAUGUACUAACUUGAAUUACUAAUUGUAGUAAAAGAUUUCUAAGACGUAAAAUUCAAUUUAUAGACACGAUACGUCAGCUAUUGGAGUUCUUAGCGAUGUCUUCUGUUUGUUGAUUCCAUAACAAUAUAACGUUAGUACAAGUAAUGUUUCCUCAUCACAGUUCAAUUUAUGUUCAUCGUUUAUUUUUCUUUACUUUCAGGGGAACCGGAUGAAAGCUGUAAUUACUUGAUAUGAUUUAUACAACAAAAUAAAACAAUCAGACAUUUGAACCUUUUUUUUUCAUUAAACGUGGUUGAACAGAGUUCGAGUAUUUAUCUGUCAGCUAAUUAGUUACAAGUUCAAACUUGAACCGUAUUGUUCAUGACUAAGUGAAAAAUGUUGACUAAUGAGAUACUACUCAAUCGAUAGAAAAAGUUUUUCUUCCCGAUUAUUUACGGGAUUUCAUUUUAAUAUCCGUUUGACUAUAGUACCAUUACUCCUGUGAUUUGACUCGUGUUCACAACAAUUGGUAAACUUAAAAGUGUAUUUUUUCAAGUUCUUGUAGCUCACAGGUUAAAGGAAACUCAUAGAUAUACUUCCUGUAUCAUGUGUUUACUUGACUUUUUAAUUUAGGACCGGUAAUCGUUGUUAAAAGAUGUUGAAAAAUAAAGAG